Messenger RNA from Rhineura floridana, 3554 nucleotides. RefSeq names its product ELOVL fatty acid elongase 5 (gene ELOVL5). Gene Ontology annotation, molecular function: fatty acid elongase activity. Gene Ontology annotation, biological process: sphingolipid biosynthetic process; fatty acid elongation, polyunsaturated fatty acid; very long-chain fatty acid biosynthetic process. The transcript has 8 exons. NCBI's taxonomy places the organism in Eukaryota, Metazoa, Chordata, Lepidosauria, Squamata, Rhineuridae. The record is from RefSeq and is a predicted model, not a curated record. The coding region runs from base 194 to 1081 and encodes 295 amino acids. Gene Ontology annotation, cellular component: endoplasmic reticulum; endoplasmic reticulum membrane.
CUUUUCCCCUUCUCCUUAGCUGUGCCUGAGCCUGAAGCUCGGACCCGCCCCUUUCCCCCUGCCUUCCCGCCCCUGCAGCGUGACUGAACCGGCUAGCAGCUACCGCUAUCUCUCCGCCUUCUUUUUUUUCUGCCGGGAUCCAUUGCCACCUUAAAAUUGUCCGCUGUUGAGUUACGCGUAAAAAGGUUGUACAAUGGAAUCUCUGGAUAAAAGAAUCAAUAGCUAUCUGGAUAUUUGGCUUGGACCAAGAGAUCCCAGAGUAAAAGGAUGGUUUCUCCUGACUAACUACAUGCCUACCUUCAUCUUCUCUUUGUUAUACUUAUUUAUCGUAUGGUUAGGACCAAAGUACAUGCGGAACAGGCAGCCGUUUGCAUGCAGGGAUAUUCUAGUGGUCUAUAACCUUGGACUUACACUUCUCUCCCUCUAUAUGUUUUAUGAGCUGGUGACAGGAGUAUGGGAAGGCGGAUACAAUUUCUUCUGUCAGGAUACACACAGUGGAGGUGAAGCUGAUAUGAAGAUCAUACGUGUCCUUUGGUGGUACUACUUCUCAAAGCUCAUUGAAUUCAUGGAUACUUUCUUCUUUAUAUUACGGAAAAAUAACCACCAGAUCACUGUUCUUCAUGUGUAUCACCAUGCAACUAUGCUUAACAUAUGGUGGUUUGUUAUGAACUGGGUGCCUUGUGGCCACUCCUAUUUUGGUGCCACCCUUAACAGCUUUAUUCAUGUCCUCAUGUAUUCCUAUUAUGGCUUAUCUGCCAUACCAUCCAUGCGUCCAUAUCUCUGGUGGAAGAAGUAUAUCACUCAGGGACAGCUGACUCAAUUUGUCCUGACAAUCUUCCAGACAAGCUGUGGAGUUGUUUGGCCUUGUCCAUUUCCCCUGGGAUGGCUGUACUUCCAGAUAGGCUACAUGAUCUCCUUAAUUAUUCUUUUCACAAAUUUUUAUAUUCAGACUUACAACAAAAAGGCAGCCUCCAGAAGGAAAGAAUAUCAGAAUGGUUCCAUGGCUGCUGUGAACGGGUACACAAAUAGCUUUUCUUCCCUCGAGAACAAUAUGAAGCAAAGAAAACAAAGGAAGGAUUGAAGACCAAACUAUAAGAAGCCAUUUUGAUAUUCCAGGCAGCAACAGCAACAAAAAAAUCAUCUGAUUGUAAGCACAAUAUGUGUUGUGCACUGAUAUAACUCUUGACAGCUACUGUAACUAUUCCUGCCUAGAAUAGUGUUGAUUUAUGUAAGAUUUAACCAGUGCAAAACAUCCUAGAAACUAUCAAUAGGCUAAAGUUGAUGAUGUUGACAAUACUGGGUGGUCACAGACCUGAGUAUAAACUGUGGAAGGGAGUAUUAUUGUAGUAUGUGUGUGUAUAUCUAUAUAUAGAUACAUAGAUAUAUAUGACACUGCUGUUGCCUUACUAGUCAAUAUGAUAGGUGCUGAAUUAUGAUUCACAAUUUCAAAACUGUAAUCCAAACUCAUAUUUUUUAACUGUAGAUAAUGCAUGUGACUGUGAUUUGUACAACGUUUUUGUGGUUUUUCCCCCAGUAGUUUUAAACACACAUGCCUUAAAUUUAAAGUAAAAGCAGGGCCCAAAACUUAAUACUGGUUUGAAAAUAUAUGGAAAUAUUUAACUCUGGGAGCAACUUCUCAUGAGGCAGUUUAUACUCUGGUACAGAUAUCCAAAUACCAAACAGACAUCUAUAGUGUCAGUUUUGAAAUGCGCAUAUGCAUAUAAAUGGUGACUUUCCCCUUCAAAAAUGCUUGUGAAGUGACAACUUGGAAAAGACUGCUUGCAGAUGUUCAUGUGCACCCUUGAUCAAUGACGUGGCAUGCACGUAUCCUGUAUUUGAGGAUCUCAAGUACAAAAUGGACUGUUGAGAAGCCACCCCAGAGUAGUUUGGCUCCUUUCAUGAGUCAACUAGAUUCAAUAUGUAUGACGCAACGUUAGAAGCCUGCUCUUUGUUACACUGAAAUUGGGGUAAUUCUCCUACAUGUGACCUGUUUGAAGUGAAAGGGACACUGAAAAAGCAUGGGCAUUUAUUUCUGUUCAGACUUGUGCAGGAAAAAGACACUUGAUCGUGCUUGGCAUCUUGUUUCAUUAUCAUAGGUCUGCAGCAGUUUGGUGGUUUAGUUCAAUUUUCUUGACUAAGUUUUAAUUUCCAUAACUAACAGAGUUAAUUUGUGCUUAAGCAGCACCUAGAACUGAAUGCUGACAUUCUCUCUUUAAGCAUUAGAGAAUGUGUGGGGUGGGCAAGACAUUUUGCUUCCUUAAAAAUUGGCAUUCCCAGGUUGUAGCCUAUCUCUUUUAAAAUUUGCCAGUGAAGUGUGAGAUGAAUCAGCUGGAACUUCUCUUUCCUAUUCUUUUGACCACCGAACUGCAUAGAUGCCACAGCUGGUUCAUCCCCCACUUCAUUGAAAGUUUUUAAGAUAUAGAGUGAAUCCUUAGUUGCAUUCUGGCAAGCCAUCCUUUAACAUAUCUGGGAAAUAUAACAAAUUGUGAUGCGUUCACCAUCUGAAUUGUUUGACAAAACUAAGCUCACAGUUCUGGGGGUUUGACUUUUCAUACCUUAAUGUUUUUGUUGCUAUUUGUAUAGCAAACUUUGGGUUGGAUUCCAAGGUGUAUUUCUACUGGCAGAACAGGGCUUUUCCCCUCCCCCUGCACCCCCCAAAAGCUGAACCUGAGGUCAGAUGAUCCUGGAGAAUGAUCAGUGUGGGAUAUGGCUCAAGUUGCAUGCGUAUGUGGCUGCAGCUGAAGGGAAAUUGGGGGCUCCCUCAACACAAGCAUUAAACCCUCCAUUCAUACAAGCGGCCUUUGGAUCCAACCCAUCAACUUUAAAAAUGUGCCUAUAGCAAAGGUUUUUUUCUUUCAAAAUGUGCAAAUUGGGCCAUGCCAGAUUUUUAUUGUUGUCAUACAAAAAACCCUUGGAAAUACGUUGGUGAUGAAUGUCUAUUUCUUAGCGUGUUGUGUAUCUCCUCUGUACUUUCUUGGCCUGUUAAAAGUUUAUUUAGAAACUUGUAAAGCUUGUUAAAAUCUUCCCUGCACUUGCAGUGUCAGUAUGUAAAGAAGGCACCUCUAAUGGAUAUGCUAUGUAAUAUGGUGGAGUUUUAGCCUAUUAACAUGUUGUUCAUUGACAUUUAUUUGUGUCAAGCCAUACUAUUGCUUAUUUCCCCAAGUUUAUAUAUUAUGAUUUGAUAUUUAUAUAAACAUCAGUCUUGCCAUGUUUUUGCACAACUGAUGUCAGGGAGCUAAUAAGUUUUCCCUCAUAGCCUCGCAGAUUAUUAUUUUUUGCUUGUUUUUGAAAUGAGAGGCAGAACCAGUUUACGUUUGUCCCUUUUUAUGUUCUCUGUGUGUGUGUGUGUCCCCCUCCCCUCCCCCUCCCUCCUCCCUCCUCCCUCUCCCUCUCCCAGGAACUGAAUCGCAGUCUUUACAUAUUUCAUACAGCAGCUUCACCAUUCAAAAUAUGCCAUCUAAAUAUGUGUGCUUAAAAUUAAAAAACUAGCUUGUCUGAAAUAUCUGCAUUGUUAAUGUUUUGUGUUUUUAAUCAUUAAAUCAUUCUUGAUUACC